AUGCCGAAAGUUCGUCGUUCUUCAUACAACUUAGCGUUCAAACUAAAAGUCAUUGCUGAAGCAGAGGCUGUCGAGAACAACUCCAAGAUCGCUAGAGAUUACGGAAUCAGUGAAUCGAUGGUGCGUCACUGGCGAAAAGAUCAAGCGAACCUGUUUAAUGGUGAGCUUAAAAUGUCAGCAAAGCGAAAGACAAUGGGCUGCUUUUCGCCAAAGUAUCCUGAAUUGGAUCAAACACUACUGGACUGGUUUUCAGAGCAGAGGAGUCAAGGAAUUUCUGUAAGCGGAUUAAUUCUACGGCUAAAAGCGAAGGAGUUGAGCAGUGAUCCAGACUUCAAAGCCUCACUGGGUUGGUACCAGAGAUGGAAAAAGCGCCAUUCCAUCAGCCUUCGCACUAAGACAACCCUGGCCCCAGCGACUCCCACAAGAUCUGGAAGAAAAGACCAUCCAGUUCCAUCGGUUCGUGAUUGCACUUCGGCAGCGGUAUGGCCAUUUGCUCUCCAGGCUGUUCAAUAUGGAUGA
Molecule: messenger RNA, 519 nt
Organism: Pocillopora verrucosa
Lineage: Eukaryota; Metazoa; Cnidaria; Anthozoa; Scleractinia; Pocilloporidae
Source: RefSeq, a predicted model, not a curated record